UCACUCCAUCGCGUCGACGCGAGCUCUAUCAUGUGAAGGAAGAAAGUACUUUGGAAGCUACUACACAUUCGGAGUAGAGAGAGAGAGAGAGAGAGAGGGAGAGGGAAAGAGGAAUCGAUCCAUGGAGGCACUCGCGGGAAACUGCAUCAGAGGUUUCGUUAGGGACGGCAGCAAAUUAGCUCCCUCUGUCGCCUAUUCCGCUUCUUCUCGCCUGAGGUGGAUCACCGUUCGGGCCCCGUUCCCCACCAAAAAGUUGGGCUCCGGCCAUGCCGUCCUUUUCAGAGGGCAGCUGAUCUGGCGGUCUUACUCUUCCUCCCUCUCCGCAGCGUCGUCGGAGGUAGAUAGGCUUACUCUUGAUUCUUAUGUCGAGAAGGCAGAUCGCUACAAGACCGUGCACGUAAGAUUUGUUCUGCAGAAGGAGUGCUCGUUUGGCCAGCAAUUCCUCCUGGUUGGAGAUGAUCCAAUGUUUGGUCUGUGGGAUCCAGAAAAGGCAGUUCCUUUGGAAUGGUCUUCCGGCCAUGAAUGGACAGCUGAGCUGGAUUUACCUGUGGGAAAACAAAUCCAGUUCAAGUUUAUACUCAAAGGUGACGCUGGGGAAAUCAAGUGGCAGCCUGGCCCUGAUAGAUGCUUGCAGACAUGGGAAACCUCCAAUACUAUUAUGGUUUCAGAAGACUGGGAGGAUGCUGAGUCUCAGAAGAUUUCAGAGGAGGAACCAUCACUUCUUAUUCUGGUCGAGGAAACACGGUCCGUGGAGAGCAAGAUCGGUAGCAAUGUGGGAGCUGUAAUGGAUCUGACCCAGAAUGGUGAGGCUCAGGACAAACCCAGAGGCGUAACUGAUACCACUUUGCUUUUAGUCCCCGGCUUAGUGCCAAUUCGUGCUUUGGGGAGCGCUUUGGGUUCCCCACAAGAAACAAUGCCUGUGAAGGCUGCUGUUGAUGCUUCUCAUGAAUCUGAUGAAGCUGCUGAACACUACAACUCAUCAGCGCAGUUAUCUGAAAAGGAAGAAAAACCAGAGGGAUCACACGAAAACUUGCUUGAAGAAGAAGAAACCACGAUACUGUCGCAACAACCAGACAGCCAUGAACAUGAAGAAAUGGCAGUGAAGCAGAGUAACGGCAGCAUGUUGGUUGAAGAUAAAAUUCUCCCAAAAGAACCUAAUUCUGAAGAAAUAGCUAAUGUUCUUCAGAACGACAAGCAAUGGGGCCGUAGAACACUGAAGCAGCUUCUUUUAAAUCUGGGUUUUAAUGUCACGCCAACAGAAACUUCUUGAGAACCCAGUGUUGUUUGUUGCUUGUUCCUGUGGCCUUUCUUAAUGGCUGUGGAGAAUUAUACUUGUAACCUUAUUUUAUUCAUUACUAGUUUGUGGAGGAUGUAGUUUUGUGUUGUACACUGGAAUGUGAAUGGGUGUGUUGCUGAUUCUGUAUCCAUCUGCAAUGCGAUUGGCCAUAAUGGCUCUCUUUAGA
Musa acuminata AAA Group (dessert banana) is the source of this 1463-nucleotide messenger RNA. RefSeq lists its product as uncharacterized. The transcript has 5 exons. Lineage: Eukaryota; Viridiplantae; Streptophyta; Magnoliopsida; Zingiberales; Musaceae. The record is from RefSeq and is a predicted model, not a curated record. Gene Ontology annotation, molecular function: starch binding. Bases 122 to 1270 code for a protein of 382 amino acids. Gene Ontology annotation, cellular component: membrane.